AGGCAUUUCACGGUGUUAGCGGUCGGCACACCCAGCUGUGAAACCCUCAGCUCCAUCUUUGGCUCUAUCCUGAGCCUCCACCUGCGGAGGAUGCCGUUCAGCCCGGCCGUGGUCAGGAGUGGUCCAGCUGUGGUCAAAGCGGCUGUAACCCUCCAUGACAGGGUGCUCCGGCACUUCCUCCCCACCUCUGUGAAGUUUCACUAUCUCUUCAACCUGUGGGAUCUCUCUCAGCUGUUCCAGGGUCUCCUGUUCUCCAGGCCAGAGUGUGUUAGCCGGGGCGCAGAUCUGAUUCGACUCUGGAUCCAUGAAUCCAGAAGAGUUUAUUCAGAUCGCUUUUCUGAGGCAUCUGACCUUCAGCUGUUUCACAGGCUGCAGGCGGACAUCACGCGACAGGCCUCUGAGGAAAUAGAGGAAGAGGCAGUGUUGCAGGAGCCGCUUAUAUACCUGCACAGCAGUAUGGGCUCCUCAGAACCUUCUUACAAGCCCGUAGCUGGAUGGGAGCAGCUCAGCUGUAUCCUCAAGGAGGCUUUGGACAGCUACAACGAGCUCCACUCUGCCAUGAACCUGGUGCUGUUCCAGGAAGCCAUGCAGCACGUGUGUCGGAUCAGCCGCAUCCUGGCAUGUCCUAGAGGCCAUGCCCUGCUCGUAGGCGUGGGGGGCAGUGGCAAACAAAGCCUGACCCGCCUCGCCGCCCACUUCUCCAACAUGGAUGUGUUCCAGCCCACCCUCAGCAAGGACUACAGCAUACAGGACCUAAAGGUGAAUAUAGCCGGGCUGUACUUGAAGACAGGGGUGAGAAACAUCCCCACAAUCCUGCUCCUCACAGACGCUCAGAUCCCAGAGGACCGUUUCCUCGUCAUCAUCAGCACCCUGAUCUCAUCAGGUGAUAUCCCUGAUCUGUUGAGUGAAGAGGAGGUGGACGGUGUUAGAAAAGCUGUGAGGAGCGAGGUGCGGGAACUGGGUCUGCUGGACAACAAUGACAACUGCUGGAGCUUUUUUAUGAAUCGAGUGCGACAACAGCUGAAGGUCGUGCUCUGCAUGUCUCCAGUAGGUAAUAGCUUGCGUCUACGUGCCCGGCGUUUCCCGGCUCUGUUGAACUGCACCACUCUGGACUGGUUCCAGGAAUGGCCCCCGGAGGCCCUUCAGUCUGUCAGCUUGAAGUUCCUGCAGGACAUCCCAAGUAUUCAGCCGGCCGUUAGGGAAUCCAUCAGUCUUUUCAUGGCCCACGCUCACGAGAGCGUCAAGCGGGUUAGCGAGCGUUACUGCCGCAAUGAGAGGAGGCACAACUACAGCACGCCCAAGAGCUUCCUGGAGCAGCUGAGGCUUUACGAGAGUCUGCUGGGAAAGAGAGAGAGGGAGCUGCAUCUGAGACACGGCAGGCUUCAGUGUGGCCUUCAGAAACUCAAGACCACAGCCUCUCAG
Puntigrus tetrazona (Sumatra barb) is the source of this 1422-nucleotide messenger RNA. RefSeq names its product dynein axonemal heavy chain 11-like. NCBI's taxonomy places the organism in Eukaryota, Metazoa, Chordata, Actinopteri, Cypriniformes, Cyprinidae. Gene Ontology annotation, cellular component: dynein complex. Gene Ontology annotation, molecular function: dynein intermediate chain binding; dynein light intermediate chain binding; minus-end-directed microtubule motor activity. Gene Ontology annotation, biological process: microtubule-based movement. The record is from RefSeq and is a predicted model, not a curated record. The transcript is spliced from 8 exons. The annotation marks the transcript as partial.